This is a messenger RNA of Paramacrobiotus metropolitanus, 1415 nucleotides long. RefSeq names its product eukaryotic translation initiation factor 4E-3-like. The record is from RefSeq and is a predicted model, not a curated record. NCBI's taxonomy places the organism in Eukaryota, Metazoa, Tardigrada, Eutardigrada, Parachela, Macrobiotidae. Bases 335 to 994 code for a protein of 219 amino acids. The transcript is spliced from 5 exons. Gene Ontology annotation, molecular function: translation initiation factor activity; RNA 7-methylguanosine cap binding. Gene Ontology annotation, cellular component: eukaryotic translation initiation factor 4F complex. Gene Ontology annotation, biological process: translational initiation.
CUGUCUGGGUCUGCAACUCUUCAUCGUGUUUAUUUGCCGACGUAAAAAAUAAUUGAUAGUUCACCGCGUUUUACUACUGUCGCCGUUCCGCACCUUUUUGGACUUGUUGUCUUGCAAAAACGGAUAAUCCCCGAUAAUUAUUAUCAUUAAUUUGUGGAGUACUGUAUACUGUUAUCUCUUUGUACACGCUCUGAUCAAUUGGUGGAUGGGUAUUUUCGCUUCGUUCGGCAGAAAUUUUUUGAUAAAACGUCAUUUCUGCCGAAGUCUUCAUUCAGAAUUUGUGCCAGCAAUACACUUAAUCAGCAUCAUUUGGUAGUGAAAUUUGGUAUUUCCCAUGACGAUGGCCGAAGAGAAUAAAACCACAGCGAACCCUGAAGGACCGAGUGCUGACGAUUCGGUUAUCCCGGAAAAGCAUCCUCUUGCCACAUCCUGGUCAUUUUUCUAUCUGGAUCCCGAUGAAGCCAGGAAAGACUGGAAGCUGGCCACGAAGGAUGUCCUCUCCUUCGAUACCGUGGAAGAUUUUUGGGCCUUAUACCACCACAUAACGGCGCUCAGUCAGCUGAAAAAAGGCAGCGAUUAUUCCAUGUUCCGCGGGGGAUUAGGUGAUAUGGACAAGAUAAGGCCCGAGUGGGAGGAUCCCCAUAAUGCACCGGGAGGCUGCUGGAAGAUGAGCUUCGAUACCCAGAAAAUCGGCAACCGGAUCGACGAUGUUUUUCGGGAAUUGUUGAUGAUGUGCGUUGGGGAGAAUUUCGGAGAAUAUGGAGAAUACGUUAACGGAGUUGUGGCAUCAGCAAGAGCCAAACAGUUUCGAUUAGCGCUAUGGACGCGCGACGACGAUAAAGAGCACAUCGAUUUUAUUGGCCAGAAACUCCUUGCUGCUCUUCCGCCAAAUUACAAAAUUCAUUUGGAAUUUGUGACUCAUGCGGAAACGGAACGUGUGAAAACUGCAAGAGGUGUUGAUCCACGGCCCAAAGCAACGUUGUACAAGAACUAAAUUAAAUAAUAUGGUAUGGAUGGGGGAAUUUCGCAUGCAUUGCCUGAUUCAUGUGCCGUUUACUGGACCGACCGGAUUAGCGCGAGACGUCGUGGAUGCCAGUUUGCCGUUUCGGUCUGGUUGAAUUGGGCACAGUGGGCGAUAAUUAGAGAAUGGUGUUUUUUAUCUGUCGUGCGCUCUGUGCGAUGGUACAACAUAGUUACACAUGUUUGUUGUUUCUUUUCCGGUUGUUCUUUAUGUUUCGCCAGUUUCUUGAUUUUGAUUUAUCCGGGCAGAUUCUGUGGGUUGCAUGUUCACGGACGUUUUCUACGGACUGGGGGCAGGUUUUAUUUUGAAUGUUUUACAGGUCAGAAAUUGUAAUGUUCCUGCAAAGCAUUGUUGGGUUAAGGGAGUUAUGAGCGAAUAAAUUUUCUGUUCAUGC